Amborella trichopoda is the source of this 1685-nucleotide messenger RNA. RefSeq lists its product as uncharacterized. The record is from RefSeq and is a predicted model, not a curated record. Gene Ontology annotation, biological process: transmembrane transport. Gene Ontology annotation, molecular function: transmembrane transporter activity. Lineage: Eukaryota; Viridiplantae; Streptophyta; Magnoliopsida; Amborellales; Amborellaceae. Gene Ontology annotation, cellular component: membrane.
CUGAGUGCAAGGAGAAUGAGGUUUGCUGGUUUCGAAACCCUAGGUCCUCUGGUUCACCUUCUGGUUCCUCUUGUUAUUCACUGGAUCGCUGAGGAGAUGACUGUUUCAGUGCUCGUUGAUGUUACUACCAGUGCUCUGUGCCCUGGGAAGUCGACUUGUUCUCAAGCUAUUUACCUCAGUGGACUUCAACAAACGGUUGUUGGAGUAUUCAAAAUGUUUGUGCUUCCUCUCCUUGGUCAACUUGCAGAUGAAUAUGGACGCAAACCAAUACUACUCCUUACCAUUUCCACAUCUAUAGUUCCUUUCGCUUUACUUGCUUGGAGUAAAUCGAAGGUGUUUGUAUAUGUAUAUUACGUAGCUCGAACAAUAUCAUAUAUCAUAAGUCAAGGAAGUAUCUUUUGCAUAUCAGUUGCCUAUGCGGCAGAUGUUGUGGAAGUGAGUAAGCGAGCAACAGCAUUUGGAUGUAUAACUGGACUUUUUUCUGCUUCACACGUCCUAGGGAAUAUACUUGCACGUUUCCUCCCAGAAGAUUACAUAUUUGAGGUCUCAGUAUGUUUGUUGAUCAUCUCCACUGUAUACUUAAAACUAUUUCUGAUCGAGACGGUUAACUCUUCUUCUCGGUUGGAGCAACAUGUACCUUUAAUGCUUAUGGUCCAAAAUGUGUUUAAUGAAAGAUGGAAUUCAAUGAAAGAUACUGUCACUGUGGUUAGCCAUAGGGGCACACUCAAGCACAUCACAAUUGUUUCAUUCUUUUAUGAGUUGGGAAUGUCUGGAAUUAGCAGUGUCUUGCUGUACUAUCUAAAGUCGGCUUUUGGUUUCAGCAAGAAUCAAUUUGCAGAAAUCCUAAUGAUGGUUGGAAUAGGUUCCAUAUUCUCUCAGAUUCUGGUGCUUCCAGUCAUCAAUGUUUUGAUGGGUGAGAAAUGGGUCCUUUGCCUUGCGCUGGUCUCAUCAGUCUGUUAUGGUUUGCUUUAUGGCUUGGCUUGGGCACCUUGGGUACCAUACCUUGGUGCUUCUUUUGGGGUAGUAUAUGUUCUUGUUAAACCAUCAACUUAUGCAAUUGUUUCACAAGCAGCAAGCUCAAAUGAUCAGGGAAAAGUUCAAGGAUUUGUUGCAGGUGUUCAGUCUACUGCUAGUUUAUUAUCUCCACUUGUAAUGAGCCCAUUGACUUCCUUGUUUCUUUCAAGUAAGGCCCCAUUCAACUGCAAAGGAUUCAGCCUCGUGUGCGCAUCAGUCUCCAUGGUGAUCGCCUUGAUCCAAGCAUCUGUAUUGAGACUUGAAGAAACAUCUACUAAUCUUGAAGAUAGCGAAUGUAUUCAAGAACCACUUCUCUCUUGACAACUACUUGCCACUCACCCUCUAAGUAUGCAGUUGAACUUUCGCAUGAGCAACCUUCAAUAGCUCACAAAGUGCUCAUCAAUCAAAGCCCAACAAGCCAAAGGAAUAAACUACAGCAUCUGCUUCCUCAAUAAAUUAUCAGAGCAAUCGUCAAUGAAUUAUCAGAGCAAUCGUCGAAGACCCUUUCACUUCUUAGGCACGCAUUUCUCUUGGUGAGGUCUUUCUCCAUACCACAAUGAUUUUAAGGAGUUCAUAGAUAGACCACGUCUCUUGUCCAGGGUAUUUAGUUAUGAUAAUUUGCAAUGGAAAAUCUGAUAUUCAUGUAUCACCAUCUUGAGCAUUUGUGGAAA